AGCUGUUUUCAGUAGUGGGCCGGCGAUGGGUUAGUGAUGGUGAUGAUCUUUGAUAAAGAAGUAAGAGACAUGUAUUGAUUCUUCUUAUAAAUACCUUUUCAGUCAACUUCUCUUUGGGUCAACCAACUUUUAGGCUGCUGUCAUCAAUGGCUGUCAUUUAUGCCAUUCCCAUUAAUCGUCAAGUCAAUCAUCAUCAUAUAUCGUUGCUUUGUUGUUAUUAUAUUUAAAUAUUGUGGAAAUUUAAAUAAAUUAUGCAUAAGCACAUGACAUUGAAUAAAGUUUUACAGUGCUUGAGGUAAAGCCAUGAAGGCUCUUUCCUCAAAUAUUUCUUUCUAUGAUUUUUACAUAAAAUGGUGAUAUUCGAUAAAAGAGAAGAAAAAGCAGAAACUUACUCCUACGAGCUGCAACUCAGUCAUAAUCGAUAUUUAGACUCGCUCAAAUAUGAAUUUACAAACCGAUACAAUGAAGUUAGCAAGUACGACAAGUCUGUCGAAGACUUUGAUCUCGUGAGAGUUUUAGGGGUUGGAGCUUUUGGAACUGUGUUCUUGAUUCGUGAUAAAAACACGUUUGAAUAUUUUGCGAUGAAGGCGCUAGAAAAAGCUAAAGUUGUGAAGCACAAAAACGUUAAACAGUUAUAUGCAGAAAAAAAAAUUCUACAGAGUGUAACGUUUCCAUUUCUUUUAUCUUUAAACGUUUGUUGCAAGGACAAUCUCUACAUUUAUCUUGUUCUGCCCUUUGAAGCCGGUGGUGAACUAUUUACGUUAGUUAGAAGAAUGGGUCAUCUUUCAGAGCCAUUAGCCCAAUUUUAUACGGCUCAGGUUGUUUUAGCUUUAGAGUACUUACAUCAUUGUUCCAUAGUGCACAGAGAUUUAAAACCAGAAAAUAUAUUGCUUAACGAGUCUGGAUACAUUAAACUCGGUGAUUUCGGUUUCGGGAAAAUAAUAAAAAAUCGAACUUGGACGAUAUGUGGCACUCCGGAAUAUAUAGCUCCAGAGAUUAUUUUGUCUAAAGGAUAUACUUACUCUGUAGAUUGGUGGUCGUUCGGUGUUCUUAUUUACGAAAUCAUCGCUGGUCACCCGCCGUUUUAUCAUUCUGAAACCAUGAAGCUCUACGAAAAGAUUUUAGUGGGCAAGUACAAAAGUCCGGAUUGUAUGACUCCGGCUUGUAAGUCUUUGAUAAGACAUCUGUUAGACGUAGACCCGACUAAGCGCUACGGCUCCCUCAAGGCAGGUGUAUUUGAUAUUAAAAGCCACGCUUGGUUUAGUGAAAUAAACUGGCAGAAUAUAUUGCAUCAAAAAGUAUUUCCACCAUUUGUACCGAUUUGUAAAAAUCCUGGUGACGCAGUAAACUUUCCAGAGAUGGGUGAAGCGAAACUAAAGAAAGCGUCGAAAUGUGCAUUUGAGAAAGAAUUCGAGCACUUUUAAGUAUAUUUUUAGCUGAAUUUUAUUAUGAAUAAAUUUAAUUCACACAUAUUUGUUUUAUUUAUAUUUGUACAUUCAAUGACUUGUUCAUUAAUUAAAUACUAUGC
Maniola jurtina (meadow brown) is the source of this 1528-nucleotide messenger RNA. RefSeq names its product cAMP-dependent protein kinase catalytic subunit 1-like. Gene Ontology annotation, molecular function: cAMP-dependent protein kinase activity; ATP binding. Bases 351 to 1424 code for a protein of 357 amino acids. The record is from RefSeq and is a predicted model, not a curated record. The transcript has a single exon. NCBI's taxonomy places the organism in Eukaryota, Metazoa, Arthropoda, Insecta, Lepidoptera, Nymphalidae. Gene Ontology annotation, biological process: peptidyl-serine phosphorylation. Gene Ontology annotation, cellular component: nucleus; cAMP-dependent protein kinase complex.